AUGAAGAAUGUACUAGUGGAUGCUUUCAAAGAUGUGGCUGCAAAGUUUGGUGAUGAUAAAGUUUUUAAAGUUUGUCGUGCGAAGAUGAUUGAUAUAUUUUCAUUGAAGGAUUUUGAGGGCAAAUCAGAUGAUGAUGAUGAUGAUGAAUUGGCGUCUUUAUUAGUCAAAAAAGGUGUUGUAAGUGAUGAUGCAGUUGGUGAUGUGAUGCAGUCAGGAGAUUUUGUGGAUGAUGGCAUUCCGGUUCUUGUUAAUCAAGGAGAAAAUGAAGCAUUAGAUGGUGUGAAUCUUGAUUCUGAUGAAGUACAUGCUGAUGUUCAAAAUCCUAAAGCCGAUGUUCAUGAUAAAGUAGAGAAUAUGAGUGAAGGCGAUAAAGAAGUAGAUGAUCAUCUUUCUGAUGAAGAAGAAGUGUAUGAAGAAGAGUUAUUUUCAGAGUGGUUGUGCUUCGAUCAGGAUGAGGAGUCUGAAGAAAAUAUGAGUGUUCCUCCUAAAGUUGUAGAUCAAGAGCCUCCGUCUAGCCCAACUGUUUUGCAGCCAGCAUUUGGUAAACGACGACGUAGACCAGCUCCUGUGUUGCAAUCCCCAUAUGUCAACGCGAAAACCCCCGUUAAUUCGCGUAUUUGUCAUUCAGAACUGUGUGUUACGAUGCAAAUGUUUUCAAAAUUAGAUAUUUCUCGAACUUAAGUUUCCCA
Messenger RNA from Erigeron canadensis, 689 nucleotides. RefSeq lists its product as uncharacterized. NCBI's taxonomy places the organism in Eukaryota, Viridiplantae, Streptophyta, Magnoliopsida, Asterales, Asteraceae. The record is from RefSeq and is a predicted model, not a curated record. The transcript is spliced from 2 exons. The coding region runs from base 1 to 681 and encodes 226 amino acids.